Messenger RNA from Penicillium longicatenatum, 1662 nucleotides. Its product is annotated as NAD(P)/FAD-dependent oxidoreductase. Lineage: Eukaryota; Fungi; Ascomycota; Eurotiomycetes; Eurotiales; Aspergillaceae. The transcript is spliced from 4 exons. Gene Ontology annotation, molecular function: catalytic activity; FAD binding. The coding region runs from base 1 to 1662 and encodes 553 amino acids. The record is from RefSeq and is a predicted model, not a curated record.
AUGUCAAUUCCUGAACAAACAAGCGUUCUGGUGGUAGGCGGUGGCCCUGCGGGUUCUUACGCCGCCGCCGUUCUGGCGCGUGAAGGCAUCAACACUGUGCUGUUGGAGGCCGAUCUCUUCCCUAGAUACCACAUCGGCGAGAGUAUGCUUCCGUCAAUGCGUCAUUUCCUCCGCUUCAUCGACCUGGACGAGACCUUUGAUAAAUAUGGAUUUGUGCAAAAGUUUGAUCUAGAUACUGAUUUCGUGGCUGCCGGUGGUCCUGAUGCCUAUGCCUGGAAUGUUGAUCGUGCCGAAGCCGACAACCUGAUGUUCCAGCACGCUGGCAAGAGUGGCGCCAAGGUUUUCGACGGCGUCAAGGUCAACUCGAUUGAAUUCACAUCUUUGGAUGAGCAAAACGGCCAAAUUGACCCUGAGCUCCCCAAUCCCGGACGUCCUGUUUCUGCUGACUGGUCCCGUAAGGAUGGUACCUCCGGUACUAUCAAGUUUGAAUACAUUAUUGAUGCCAGUGGUCGUGCUGGCUUGGUGAGCACUAAAUACUACAAGAACCGCAAGUACAAUCAGGGAUUGAAGAAUAUUGCAAGCUGGGGCUACUGGGAAAACGCCAAGGUUCAUGCUCCUGGUACCCAGAGAGAGGGCCAGCCUUUUUUUGAGGCCUUGCAAGACGCCAGCGGCUGGGUCUGGACCAUUCCUUUGCACAACAACAAAACUUCCGUGGGAGUUGUUAUGAACCAGGCUACUGCCACUACCAAGAAGAAGGCCAUGGAGGAUUCAUCUACAAAGGGUUUCUAUAUCGAUACCCUGAAAUCCACUCCCGAGACAUACGACCUCAUUGCCGAUGCUGAGCUUGUGUCUGAUAUUAAGUCCGCCUCCGAUUGGUCUUACAGCGCCUCAACCUAUGCUACCCCGUACAUUCGCAUUGCGGGUGAUGCAGGAUGCUUUAUUGACCCCUACUUCUCCUCUGGAGUUCACUUGGCGCUGGCCUCCGGUCUUUCGGCUGCCACCACCAUCUGUGCUGCCAAGAAGGGUCAACUCACGGAGUCUGCCGCUGCCAAGUGGCACUCCAGCAAGGUCGGAACUGGAUACACUCGUUUCCUGGUCGUCGUUAUGAGUGCUCUGAAGCAGAUCACAAAGCCAGAGGAACCUGUUAUCGGUGACUGGGAUGAGAAGAGCUUUGACCGAGCCUUCUCUAUGUUCAAGCCUAGUAAGUUUUUCCCCUUCACUAUUUCUCUACAAACGAGUCUAAUCGUUUCUCUUUCAGUCAUCCAAGGUAGUGCGGAUGUGAAGAACAACCUCACCGCAGAAGAGAUCUCCCAAACAAUCGACUUCUGCAUGAAGGCAUUCCACCCAGCGCCCAAGGAGCAGCGUGAAGCUAUUUUCGAUAAGCUGGCCACUGGCAGUGGCGCUUCUAGUGGUUCCGCAAACCCCACUCUUUCUGAACAGACACUUUCCGCCGAUGAGGAGCGGAUCUUGACAACCAUGAGAGCCAGAAACGCUAUCCGAACGGAGGACUUGAUUCACAUUGAUAACUUCAGUGUCGAUAUUGUUGAUGGAAUGGUCCCUCACUUGAAGCGUGGAGAGUUGGGUCUUAUUGAUGCUGCAAAGGCUCAGGUCAAGGCUCCCAGUGCUGAUACUAAGCAAUCGGUCUCCAUCUUCUCGUACUAG